Acyrthosiphon pisum (pea aphid) is the source of this 591-nucleotide messenger RNA. RefSeq names its product tigger transposable element-derived protein 4-like. Bases 1 to 591 code for a protein of 196 amino acids. Gene Ontology annotation, cellular component: nucleus. Gene Ontology annotation, molecular function: DNA binding. Lineage: Eukaryota; Metazoa; Arthropoda; Insecta; Hemiptera; Aphididae. The transcript has 2 exons. The record is from RefSeq and is a predicted model, not a curated record.
AUGGUAUUAGGAUUAUUUGUUGAAUUGUGCAGUAUAAUUUCGGACAAAGUUCGUUUAAUACAGUUAGUUGAAAAAGGUGACCGUAAAAAAUGUGAAAUCGCCAAAGAAUUCAAUAUUCCACCAAAUACAUUAUCGUCAAUUAUUAAACAGAAAGAGAAAAUAAUGAAGUUCAAUUGUGGAAAUAUGAAAAAAAUGAGGAUGACUCCUUAUUUAGACAUUGAUAAAUGUUUGCUAAAAUGGUUUACUCAGUGUCGAGAUAAAAACAUACCAUUAAAUGGAACAAUUUUACUUGAAAAAGCAAACGAAUAUGCACAACAACUAGGACACACUAAUUUUAAAGCUAGUAGUGGAUGGCUUACAAAUUGGAAAAAAAGACACUAUGUAGUUUUUCGAACUGUUUGUGGAGAAAAAGCUUCAGCAGACACACAUUGUUGUUCAAAUUGGAUUAAAAAUCUUCCUGAUGUCUUAGCAGGUUAUUCUUCUAAUGAUAUUUUUAAUAUCGAUGAAACGGGCUUAUUUUUCAAAUGCUUACCAGAUAAAACAUUAAUGUUAAAAGGUAAAGAAUGUUCGGGUGGAAAUUAUGUAUUUUAG